AUGGAGCUUCCGCCAGCCAAGCGGCUGCGAACAGAGGGCCCUGACCAGAAGGCCGCGCUUGUUCAAAGGCUGCUGGUGGCGAAGGAGGCCAGCGGAAAGAGCUUCGAUGAGAUCGCCACCGGACUCGGACUAACAAACGCUUACACGGCGAACAUGUUCUUCAAUCAGGCACAGCUCAAGGGUCAUGCAGCCAAGAAGCUGAAGGAGCUGGUGCCCAAGAUAUCUGAUGAAGACCUUGCUACCAUGCAAAGGCCUCCGAUGCGGAGUUUUGAUCCAGCGAUCCUACAGGAGCCCAACGUAUAUCGCACAUACGAGGCGGUCACACACUAUGGUGAGGCGAUCAAGGCACUGAUCAACGAACAGUGUGGCGAUGGCAUUAUGAGCGCGAUCGACUUUUAUCUGGAUGUUGGCACGACAACUGGGAAGAAGGGCGAGAAGCGAGUUGUCAUCACGAUGAAUGGGAAGUUCCUGCCCCAUGUGGAGCAGAUCGCCUCCGACAACACC
Molecule: messenger RNA, 504 nt
Organism: Symbiodinium necroappetens
Lineage: Eukaryota; Dinophyceae; Suessiales; Symbiodiniaceae
Source: the annotation of a GenBank genome assembly